AUGAGUUCCAGAUUCUCAGCCGCGCGCCCUAAGCGUGCUGGCGAGACAUACGCCCGCACUCACCACGCAGAAUCAGAAGCUGGCCCAUCCUCCAAAAAGCCAAGAUUCGACAUCCGCAAUCCCUCCGCCCUCGCCCCCGAUGCCCCAGAAGAAGAUGCAGUCCUCGAUGCGGAUGUUAUUGGAGGUGGCGGGGCAGGCACUAAGCGUGGCGCUGUGAACCUUGACGGCUAUGACAGCGAUUCCGAGAAUGAAGGGUUUGAUGCCCGAGCAGAGGAACGAGCAAAAGGAAAGAAAGGCAAGGGGGAGGUGAGCCUUGCGGAAGCGUUAGAUGGAUAUACGAAAGAUGGACAAAGUCGUGGUGCGGAUAAGGGGAAGUCGCAGAUGGAAGAAGAUGCAGAUAUGUUUGCUGAACUGGACGAGGAUUUCGCCGAUGGAGAUGAGGAUGAAGUGAUACCUGGGAAAGGGAAGAAGGACAAGACUGUCAAAUUCCUGGAGGUGGAUGAAAUCGAGGGCCAGGUGGAAAAUAGCAAGAGUGGCGGCCAUGUGUCGGGGAAUUUCGCUCUGGAUCCAAAAGGCAAACUAUCUACACAUGCGAUGGAUGAUCAGGAGAGCAGCGAUGAUGAGGAAGAUAUGAUAUUGGCCGCCCAAGAAGAAGAUAUCGACGAAGAAGUUGGUGCUGGCGGACGAAAAAGAAACGCCCCAAAGGUGGAUGCGUUUAACAUGAGGGCCGAGCAAGAAGAAGGGCGUUUUGAUGAAGCCGGGAAUUUCGUCAGGAAAGCAGGUGAUCCAGAUGCCAAGCAUGAUUCAUGGCUUGAGGGUGUUAGUAAGAAAGAUAUGAAGAAGGCUGCAGAAGCCCAUGAAAAGCGGGAAGCAGAACGGAGGCAAAAGAGACUUGACGAUGAUGCUCUCCUCCUGCCUGAUAUUCUCCGUACGCUUAUACUCCAACUUGAAAAAGGAGAAACCGUCCUUGAAGCACUGGCGCGCCUAGGCAAAAGCCAACCGAAAACGAAGAAAAUCCCUAAAUGGAAAUUGAAGAAGCAGAAGCAGCAUGGUGAUGAUGCCAUGGAUGUUGAUGCGGAGAAGCCUGCCGCAGAUUCCGAGCAGGGUAAAAUUAAAGAUGCUAUUAACUCGAUUACCGCGGCUGCUGAUCAGCUGUUUACGAGAGGGCAAACGGAUAUCUACGAACAGGAGCGAGAAAUGCUCAUUCGGCAGUACCGGAAGGAGGCUGGCGAGGACUGGGUUGAACCGCCUGCCGCUGAUAUUGUCGAGGACGCCAUAGAUGGCACGAGGCCUACUAAAAUGUGGGAAUACAGAUGGACAGAUGGGCGGGACGGCGACGCGAAGCAGGGUCCGUAUGAUGGGGCUACAAUGAUGGCAUGGCAGAAUGCGGGAUAUUUUGGGGAAGGAGUUGAAUUUAAGAAAGUGGACGAUGAGGGUGGGUGGAGUAGAGUUGUCGAUUUUGUAUGA
Venustampulla echinocandica is the source of this 1467-nucleotide messenger RNA. RefSeq lists its product as uncharacterized. NCBI's taxonomy places the organism in Eukaryota, Fungi, Ascomycota, Leotiomycetes, Helotiales, Pleuroascaceae. Gene Ontology annotation, molecular function: protein binding. Gene Ontology annotation, cellular component: U5 snRNP. The coding region runs from base 1 to 1467 and encodes 488 amino acids. The transcript has a single exon. The record is from RefSeq and is a predicted model, not a curated record.